UUAGCCAAUACCGACACUGUGAGUCCGCGGACUCUUUUCCCAAGGAACUAAUCGGUCUGGUCUUUUUUCUUUUUAUUUUCUUUCAUUUUUUCUCCUCUAAAUGCCCUCAUCGCAUUUUGUAAUCGAACGGUCCAAAAUCCACGUUCCACCCAAAUCUGAAUCUCCACCGUUGGAUUAGAUCCUCUCCUGUUUCACUCCCUUCGUGCUCUAUCGUUUCGUCAUCCUCAAUUCCUCGUCUCUUUCUUCUUUCUUUCUGCUCUGUUCAGAUCUGAGAAUAAACAAACGCAGAGACAAGAAAAUUCUACUUCGCUCUCUCUCUCUCUCUCUCUCUCUCUCUCUAGCUCUUUCUCUCUCUAGAACCUGAACUUCUUGGGGAGAGAGAAAGUACGGUUGGUUUCAGUGCAAUGGUGGAGGCACAGUCAUGGACGACGCGUCGGAUGAGCAACCCGAGGCUGGACGCCACCACCGCCGCCGCCCUGAACGAUCAGCCGAUCGACAUUCCGGCGACGCCUCCGGGAGAUGUACGGAACAGCGGAAUCUACGCUGUCGGAUCGCGGAUAUCGCCGACGGUGCUGACGGCUCUGAUCAUCGCGUCGUGGUACUUCUCCAACAUCGGCGUCCUCCUACUGAACAAGUACCUCCUCAGCAUCUAUGGCUUCCGCUACCCGAUCUUCCUGACGAUGCUCCACAUGAUCGCCUGCGCCUCCUACAGCUACGUCGCCAUCACAUUCCUCGAGAUCGUCCCCCGCCAGCACAUCCUCUCGCGGCGGCAGUUCCUGAAGAUCUUCGCCCUAACUGCGAUCUUCUGCUUCUCCGUCGUCUGCGGUAACACCUCUCUCCGCUACAUUCCGGUGUCGUUCAACCAGGCCGUCGGCGCCACGGGGCCGUUCUUCACCGCGAUCUUCGCUUUCCUCAUCACCUGCAAGAAGGAGUCCGCCGAGGUGUACUUGGCUCUUUUGCCUGUCGUUUUCGGUAUCGUGCUCGCGUCGAAUAGCGAGCCUCUCUUCAAUCUGUUUGGAUUCCUGGUUUGCGUGAGCUCUACAGCCGCCAGAGCUUUGAAAUCCGUGGUCCAGGGGAUUUUACUGACCUCCGAGGCCGAGAGGCUUCACUCGAUGAAUCUAUUGCUUUACAUGGCUCCAAUGGCGGCGAUGAUUCUCCUCCCAUUCACGCUCUACAUCGAAGGCAAUGUCGCGAGCGGUGCGAUCGAGAAGGCUAGGAGUGAUCCGUUCAUGGUGUUUUUGUUGAUUGGGAACGCGACGGUCGCGUAUUUGGUGAACUUGACGAACUUCCUGGUGACCAAACACACCAGCGCGCUGACGCUGCAGGUCCUCGGAAACGCCAAGGCAGCGGUGGCGGCAUGCGUUUCGGUGUUGAUCUUUAGGAAUCCUGUGACGGCGAUGGGAAUAGUCGGAUUCGGCAUCACCACAUUGGGGGUAGUGCUUUACAGCGAGGCUAAGAAGAGGUCUAAAGCGGUACAAAAGUGAAACAAAAGUUUUCAAAAGGAUUCGUUUUGAUUUGCCAUCGAGAUUGGUAUGGCUUCUACUUCCCUUUCUUUUAUUCUUUCAUUUCUCGCUUUUUUUUUUUUUUUUUUUUUUUUUUUUUUUUU
Morus notabilis is the source of this 1606-nucleotide messenger RNA. Its product is annotated as probable sugar phosphate/phosphate translocator At1g12500. Gene Ontology annotation, molecular function: antiporter activity. Bases 405 to 1484 code for a protein of 359 amino acids. The transcript has a single exon. Lineage: Eukaryota; Viridiplantae; Streptophyta; Magnoliopsida; Rosales; Moraceae. Gene Ontology annotation, cellular component: Golgi apparatus. The record is from RefSeq and is a predicted model, not a curated record.